CGUCCUUCUUCCUCCCUUCUUCUUCUCGCGUCGACCCUCCUCUCCUCUUUCCUCGCCGAGGUUCCGGAUUUUGACGCCCCCGAAUCGCGCCUCGGGCCAUCGAUUCGGUGAUUUUUAUCGGCGUUUCCAUCAAAUCCUCGUCAAACACCAGUUCCCGAGCUCCAUAUCCGCUGAUCUAGGGUUUUUGCUGGGGGAAUUCCCCGGAAUUUGGAUUCCAUCUGGGAUAGUUUGGUUCCUCCUGCGAAGAUCUAGAGGGCGUUGAAGAGAUCGCUUCCGUGUUGAUCGAUUGAGAAUGGGAGGGGUUUGGUGAAGAAAAGCUCCCAUUUUUGUGGGCGUUUGAAGAGUUCUCGGGGUUUCUUGUUCACAGGGGAGGUUGAUCGAAGCCUUCGGAGAUGCAGAUCCGGAGGAGCUCACAACUCUUCUCGGAUGGUUUUCUGGAUGGGGCCGUCUCCCGCUCUCGAGAGAACGGCACGAUUGCCACCAUCCCCGCGUCCUCGUCCGUGUCAUCCUUCUCUUCGUCUUCUUCCGAUUCCCCCCCGAAAGUUAAUUAUAUUGAGCACCGGGUGUCAAAGAUGGAUACACUUCCUGGCGUUGCCAUAAAGUACGGUGUCGAGGUCGAAGACGUCAAACGGUUGAAUGGCUUGACGACAGAUAUCCAGAUGUUUGCUCAUAAAUCAUUGCAGAUUCCCCUGCCAGGAAGGCAUCCCCCAUCGACUCGUUCCACUAAUGGUUCAGCUGCUAAUGGGUUUUCCAAAGAACAUACUCCACCCCGUCAUCCUAGUAAUGGAGUUUUGGAUUUGUUGCAAUCACUCAAGCUGAAAACUCCUUCGACUAAGGUUUCCCCAGCAAUGAACAACUUACGGUCAUACUAUGGUCUGACACAAUUUGAAAAGGAUCCAGUUCUUGAGGGAACAGAGAUGGCAGUGUACAGAAUAGGUGAUUGCUGCUUGGCUGAUGAAAUAUUGCCCACAGAGGCACCAUUUUCUGAUUCACUUAUAGGUCAGCAUCAGAAAUCUAGAAGUUUGGUCAAUGGGUUUUCACUGGAAAAUGGCAAGACUGCCCAGGAAAAGACUAUUUUAGAUACUGCAGAGAACAAUGAGAUCGAGAAAGCUGUCCGAAGGCGUCAAAAGAAUGAUUCAGUCCCAUCUUUGGGCACCCCAGAAUUGUUGUUGGAGGAUAACAACAGUGGGUUUUCGGGAAGAAAAGGAAAAGGUCUGUCAAUGAGACCAAAACUGGGAAGCCGGACUGAUGUGGAUAUGGUUCACCCAAACGCUACUCCUAAUGGAGACUCCUUCAUGACCAAUGGGUCUGUUUUUGUCAGGAAAUCAUCCAGCACAUCAAGCUUGCAGGAGUCCGAAAACAGUUCCUCCAUAUGGCCAACUAGCAAGUGGACUCUGAAUCCUGAGGUUCUUGCAAGGCCAUUGUUUGAUGGCUUGCCGAAGCCUAUAAAUGUGUGGAAGAACAAAGCUGCUCUUGAUUAGCCACCUAUUUUAAAGUUUACCUCCAGACUUUCUGUGCAUCUUUUCUCUACUCUGGAAAUUCUUGCAAUUCACCGGUCGAGGCAGGCCUUCGAUUAAAGGCCUUUGCAGUACUCGUAAUACCUAGAUGAUAAAAGAGGUUUAUGAAAUAGGUUGAAUAAUGCAAACAAAUUGCAGUCGUUGAGGUUUCUUCUUGUGUUCGGUAUUGGAGCUUGAGUAGCUGGAGUUCUUUUUGGUUGUCCUCGUUGCCAUUCAUAUACUGUUUGCUAAAUUAUAGCCACAGCUAUUCUUUUGUACAUACCCACAUAUUUAGAGAAAGAAGACCAAAUGUUGUAUGUUUCUCUUUGCCAACAUUGAUACCAAAGAGACAAUUAUUUGUGGAUUGAAGGGUUGUGCGUUGGUUUUCUUUGA
This is a messenger RNA of Musa acuminata AAA Group (dessert banana), 1889 nucleotides long. RefSeq lists its product as uncharacterized. Bases 393 to 1481 code for a protein of 362 amino acids. Lineage: Eukaryota; Viridiplantae; Streptophyta; Magnoliopsida; Zingiberales; Musaceae. The record is from RefSeq and is a predicted model, not a curated record. The transcript is spliced from 3 exons.